AUGAAUAACAUCCCUUCUAGAGAUUGCUAUGAAAUCCUUGGAGUCGAGCCAGAUGCAACAGUUGACCAAAUUAAGAAGGCCUAUAGAAAACUCGCCCUGAAAUGGCAUCCCGACAAAAAUCCAGAUAACAUUGAAGAAGCAAAAAUACAAUUCCAGGCAAUUAGUCGCUCAUGGGAAAUUCUUUCGGACCCGCAAGAGCGCGCUUGGUACGAUGAUCACCGAGAAAUGAUUAUUAAUGGAGGUAAUGGCGAGCCCUUAGAUGCAGACGAUUUCUGUUCUUUUAUGAUGCCCUUCUUCUCUCCUGUUAUCUUUUCUGGAUAUGGAGAUGGUGCGAAUGGUUUUUAUUCCGUGUACAGUGGCGUAUUCAACGACAUCACGAGGUUUGAAAAGAAAAUCAACAACUCUAUUAAUCUCCCUCCGUUUGGCAACUCGUCGACCUCUCUCGAAGACGUACUCCAAUUCUACAACGUGUGGACAGUGUUCACCACGAUUCGCACAUUCGCGUCUGUCUGCCAAUACGACACGCGCGAAGCUCCAAAUCGCUUCGUCCGCCGCGCCAUGGAGAAGAAGAACAGCAAGAGCCGCGACGACGCUCGCCGCCAAUACAACCAAACCGUGCAGCGCCUCGUCGAUUUGGUGAAACGCUUCGAUCCGCGCUACAAAGCAGCGAAAGAAGAGCGAGCGAAGGAGCAGGCGCGCAUGGAGGAAGAGCGAAGGAAGCGGCAAGAGGAGGAGAAGCGGAAGCGCGAAGAGGAUCUGCGGCAGAACAUGGAGGCGCGUUUAACGCAGACGGAACAAGUGCAGAGCAUUUUCACGUUCGAUGAUCUCGCGGAGGCGGAAGAGAGAGAGAAGGAGGGAGAGGACGAUCUGUUUGAGUGUGUGGCGUGUCGGAAGGUGUUCAAGUCGGAAACGGCGCUGUUGAAUCAUAAGAAUAUCCUGAGUGUGACGAGUUGGAUCCUUCAUGGCAGAGAGUCGAAAGCACGCGAUGGCCGUGAAGAAGCUGCGAGAGGAAAUGAUGGAGGACGAUCAGUUCAUGCAGAAUAUCGAGAACGAGAAUCGCGCAGAGUCUGCAGAGAACACGCCGGAGGAUUGGAGAGAGAAUAGUGCAAAAGACGAAGCGAGUGAAGCUUCGAAGACGCCAGAAACAGUGGAGACGGCAACAGAAACGACGCAAACGACGCAAACGAUGCCAGAAGAGGAGGAGACGGCGGAAAAGAGCGUGGAAUCCACGCCUCAGGAGAAGAAGGGAAAGAAGAAUAAGCGGCAGAAGCGACGCGUGAUCGACUCGAAGGAGGAAACGCCGAUCGAGCCGAUCGAGGUCGCGGCGUCGGAGGACGGCGAGAUGUCGGUGCUGGACAUCAUCGAGCAGAUGAACAGCCAGAACAUGCGAGGCCGCAAGGCGAAGAAUAUAAAAGACGACGACUUCGAGCCGAAGAAGAAGGGAAAGAAGGGAAAGAAGAAGUAGAAGUAGAAGUAGAAGUAGAAGCAGCUACAGAGACAUGCAGAGUCAUAGGAUACGUAUAAUCAAUCACACCACAUCA
Messenger RNA from Blastocystis hominis, 1541 nucleotides. RefSeq lists its product as hypothetical. Lineage: Eukaryota; Bigyra; Opalinata; Blastocystidae. The record is from RefSeq and is a predicted model, not a curated record. Bases 1 to 1104 code for a protein of 367 amino acids. Gene Ontology annotation, cellular component: cytoplasm. The transcript has 7 exons.